Molecule: messenger RNA, 4464 nt
Organism: Bactrocera neohumeralis
Lineage: Eukaryota; Metazoa; Arthropoda; Insecta; Diptera; Tephritidae
Gene: Dad
Product: mothers against decapentaplegic homolog 6
Exons: 8
Coding region: 1008-2573 (521 amino acids)
Biological process (GO): BMP signaling pathway; SMAD protein signal transduction; cell differentiation
Cellular component (GO): heteromeric SMAD protein complex
Molecular function (GO): transcription regulator inhibitor activity; I-SMAD binding
Source: RefSeq, a predicted model, not a curated record
UGUUGGUUGAUAUAAGACGUCGCCAAGUGAACUUGAGCUACCGAGUUUUUUGUUUCUUCGGGUUCACGACUUUUUAUUUGGUGAAAAUGUGAUGUGCGAAAAAUAAUUAUUAGUUUUAAAGUUCGUAUGCAUAUACACAUGUGAUGAAAUAAAAUUUGAAAUAAUAACGGUGUCGUGUGUGAAGUAUGUGUGUCACGAGUAGUCAACUUGUGUGAUGUUUGUAUAAACAUAAGUUUGGAUACAUAUGUAUAUUAUUGAUUAAAUCUACGCAAAUUAAGUCCAAUCAAUAAAACGAAAAAAAUUGUGAGAAAUAUACAAUCUCUGUCGAAUAUACUUACAUUAUAUACAGUGCUUUAAUGAAAACGUACUGAAUCAUACUUCCUAUAAAUGAGUAUUAAUAAACAUGACCUGCAUAUCAAAAGAAGCAACAAAAACAUAUCAAAAAAUAUUUAUCUAAAUCUAAAUAAAGAAAUGUCGUCAUUACUGCAAGCAACCUUUUAUAAAACCGGGCCAAAGAAAAGCUUUCGUACGGAUAUUGUUGAUAAGAAAUCAUAAUAGAUUAAAUGACAAAGGAUAUUUCACACUCAAAUAGAAAAUUACUAACAUAUCAAAACCGAAAUCGAGGUGAUAAAUAAAUGAUGUUUCGAAAAAUCGAUGUCGACGUAAAGUAGUAACUAAAAAUACAGCAUUAUUUAUUGUCUUCGCCUUCACUUUAUGCUAAUCCGAUCAAUGAACUCAAUUCAAAGCUUUUGCUUAAUGACUAUGAUAUAUAGAUUUUUCCUGGCUUUUAUUUAUUUAACCCAGGCACACAAAUUGUAAACGACAAAGGCCAUCAGAGGACUCGUCUCAGUUUGCAAUUAGAUUUUAUUUAUUUUUCUGUUUUUUGAGCGAAAGUUAUGAGUGGUAUGGUAUGACUGUGAAAACAGUCAGAACAAUAUAACAAUCAGAUUAAAUAAUGUUUUUACAAUAAAUACAAUAAAUGUUCCGAAAACAUUUUAUGUCCCUCCAUGCUAUUUCGAAAGGACAAGGAACUAUGGCGUUAUGCGUCAAAAAACCUGUCAAGAGAUUUCGAUGGGAUGAACAAUCAUUCACAACAGCCACCUCCCCAUCAACAUCAACACCUCUUUCAAACGGAUCUUCAAUACCAGAACUUGCAGCAAUACCAGAAUUCAUUUUGUCAUACUAUGAUAACAUCAAACACGCUAACAUCCAACAUCGAAUAUUUUGGUUCGUUUACGGAAGUAAGCUACGAACAGAAAGCGAACGAUUCCGAAAGUGGAUGUACUUGUGGAAACGAUUGCGACGCUUUCACUGUCGUUACAAACGAAGAGGGACAAGCUCAAAACCAGACACACCUCAGGCGCUCAUUGGAUUACUUACCCAGAUUAUCCCAUUGUUCCCUCCAAUCGAACCUGAUGAACCAGUUGAAUCCAACUAUAUCGAUAACGAAUGUAACAACGGCUGCUUCAAAUACAAAUACGGGAACAUUUUCGGCGACAGUAAAUAUGCUGCGAAAUUGUUGUGGAGUCAGCGGUCUGCCUACAGAUUAUCCCUCAAUCAAUUCGAUUUCCCAUCAAAACGAAAAACCAGAUAUAGGCCAACAAGCAGUAGAUGGAAAACAAUUACAAAAGUCUCAACACACCUUUCGAAAGUUUAUGAAAAUGCUGAAUCGGCAACAACAAGGGGAAUUAUUGGAUUCAGUCAGAUGUCGAAAAGAAAUGUCUGCUUCACACGAUACCAAAUGUAUUUUAUUAAAACGAUCCUUAAUUUACAAAGAAGAGCCACAUGUGAUUUGUUGCCGAUUAUUCCUCUGGCCAAAUUUGAGAGAUGCAACAGAGCUGAAACGUUUGCCAAUCUGCACAGCCGACAGACACUCUAUUUAUGUUUGUUGCAAUCCUUUACAUUGGUGUCGGGUCCUCGAAACAGAUACUGCUCCGCCGCCUUACCAGGAAAUAGAGAGAUCGAAAUUCGAAGAAGAAGACUGCGCCAAAAUAUUAAGCAAUACUAACUUUUCGACCAAAAAAAUCACAAUCACUGAUGUUAAAGAUCAAAACUCUUGGUGCCAGGUAGCAUACUGGGAGCUAAAUGAACGCGUUGGAAAUCGUUGUUCUGUUCAUAAACCUUUUGUGAACAUUUAUGCAGAUGGAAGGGGAAAUAAUAACGACAGUCAGGAUUUUUGUUUAAGAGAUUUGACUGCAGAUAAGACCACACCACCUCGAGAGGAUGUUGAAUGUACUCGACAAAAAAUUGGUUUUGGUCUUAUAUUAAGUCAAGAGCCAGAUGGAAUUUGGCUUUACAACCGCUCUAUGGCCCCCGUUUUUAUUUUAUCACCAACCUUGAAUGAAAGCUUGUCAUGCGUUUAUAAGGUGACACCAGGAGAUUGCCUUAAAGCUUUCGAUAUUAAUAGGGCUCAAUCGCUGAUUUGUUCUUCACAAUUUCCUGGCGCAGAACUGGGUCCAGUAAAUACGCGAAGUAUCUGCAUUAGUUUCGUUAAAGGUUGGGGUAAACACUACAAACGGCAAAAUAUUAUGAAAUGCCCUUGCUGGCUUGAAAUAUUUUUUACACAGCGGUGACAUCCUAUUGCUACUAAAUUUAAAAUCAAAAAUUACAGAAAUUUCAGAUUAAUCUUAAAUAAGUACGAACCCUUUAUUAAAAAAACGAAGUCGAACACCGUUACACAACAAAUAUAUCAUAAUAUAGUCAAUUUAUCUGCUAUUGCCUAUUUUCGUCAGUGUCGCAAUUACGAAUUAUGGAAUGAUCUAGCUGUUGCAAGGCAUACGUACUGGACAUGCGUAUGCAAUACAUUUAAAUGGAGAACAUUGUCAUAUACUUGGAAUUAAUUAAGGCAAGCCACGAAAAAAUUAAGAUAGGAAAGUCCUGUGAUUAAAAUACUUACGAUAGUUAGGAAUUAUUAUUAUUUGAGUAUGUUUUAUAUUUUAGUAAACUGCAUCUGAAAUGAAAGUAACAUAAGUUAUCGAAAAUAACGCGAGCGUUGAUCGCUUUUAGUGCCUAAUUAAAAUUGAUGCAGACUAAACUUAAGCAAGAAUAGUGUUCGAAAUUGUACAUGUGUAUACGUACAUAUUUACUAUUUAAAUUCUAUCUUUAUAGCACAUACAUACAACCAUAGAAACAUACAUAUAAUAUAUAGUAUAUAUAUAUAUAUAUAUAAAUUGCUUGUUUUAAUCAGCAUAAGUAGUAAAGGAGGACAAAAGUAGAAAAAAAAAUUUGCCUGAGGCAGUUUCAAUAAGAGAUAUAAAGAUAAAAGCAAAGACUUAAUUGUUUAUAUUUAGACAAAUCACAUACCUGCUUACUUACUUAAGUUUAUACAUUAUUUUGUAUGCGCAUAUUGCACGUACAUUUAUAUAUUAUUAAUAAAUACAUAUGGAUGUGUAUCCAGAACCAUUGGCAUACAUAUGCAUAAUACAGUAAGUUAACUUUUCUCACAGAGAUCAAAACUUAUAAUUUUGGUAUUUAUGUAUAUUAAAAUAAAAAAUUGUGGAAAGAUGUAUAUUGUUUUAUAUAUUUUAUUAUUAAGACUUUGCAACCACCAAAUUUUACAGAGGCUCACAAUCAAAUGAGAUAUGGUAUUAUAUUGGACCUGUAAAUGAAAGGUACUUAUGUGGCAACGCACAGUUUUAGAUGAAAAUUUGCCUUUUUAUGUUAGAUUAUAUAGCCGACUUUGCAAUUUGUGGAAACUUCUGACUUUUUAUUGUAAGUACGGUUCAAUUUGCGAGACAUCUUAAGAGUAUCCUUUUCAAAUAGUAAUGUGGGCUAAAUAGGCAAUAUAAAUAUCUGUUACUGUAGUUGACGUUAUAUAAUAUAUGGCUGUUAACACCUAAGUUAUCUGAACAUAUUAACUUGAACAAACUGCAGUUAACUGAAGAUAUAUAUUGAUAUAGGAUGCGUUCGUGAAGGCAACUACGAUAGCAGUGUAGCAAAGUAAUGUCUCACGUUCUAUGUAUAGCCAAUUUUUAGACGCAAUAUAUGCAAAAAUCGGUGUUCGGAGCAGCUCCUUUCACGAUGGAACUACCAAUAAUGAGUAGCAUUAAUCUUAAGUUAUUAUUUAUACUUAAAUUAACUAAAUUUAUACGCACACAUAUGUAUAUUCCACCCACUGUGGUGAGAAAACAUUGUAAAUAUUUAAUAUUAAUUGUUAUCUGGUCACUCUAAUUUUGCAUAUCCACCGCAGCAUUACUCGUUAUUCUAAUUCCUCAUUUCCCUUUAUCCCUUAUUUUAUUUAUACAUACAUACAUCUGAGAACAAUUAAGCUUAGCUUUGCCUAAGCCUAGCAUCAUAGUUAGUUCGCUUUUUACAUUCGAUUCCUGCACACGCAUUAUUUUCUAGUUAGUUUCUUAUAUUCGCUACCUGCAGACUCAUUUAUUUGCAUUUCACCUUUUAAACCACCAGCCACGUAACUUUCCACUCGUUGUAUUGUAUAUAUUAAUAAAUACUUUUGAAAAUAUA